GUCUUCUUGUGGGUACACAAGGCCUUAUUCCAGGCCCUAUGGCCUGUGAGACCUCAACACUGGGGGGAAGGCUGGGCUGGACAGAGUCAUCACCAGUGGGGCUGGCCCCAUGGAUAAGGUGGAGUGGAUACACCGACACCCCAAGGCUGAGGACCUAAGAGUUGGGCUUAUCACCUGGGCAGGAACCUACCUCACCUGUGAGGCAUGUAAGAAUUCAGUCACUGCUACAGCGAAGACGUUGGGCAAGCGACAGACCUGGGAGCUGCUGGUGAGCAAUGAACAUGAGACUCAGGCCGUGGUACGACUGAAGAGCUGGCAGGGUUUCUACCUUCUUUGUGAGGCAGAUGGCAGCGUGUGCUACGGGCGGCCCAGGAGCAGCCACCAUGGCUGCUUCCUGCUCCGCUUCCACCGGAAUGGCAAGUGGACCCUCCAGUGCAUCAUCUCCGGCCGGUAUCUGGAGUCCAACGGCGAGGAUGUGUUCUGCAACUCCAGGGUUCUCUCAGCGUACCAUAUGUGGACACCUCGGCCAGCUCUGCACGUCCACGUUAUCCUGUACAAUCCCACCAGCCACACCUACGCCCGGGCUGACCCCACGGUGGGUCGCGUCUGGGUGGACGCAGCAAUCCCAUGCCUGGAGGAGUGUGGUUUCCUCUUGCAUUUCCAAGAUGGAUGCUACCACUUGGAGACCUCAACACACCACUUCUUGUCCCAUGUGGACCGGCUGGUCACCCAGCCCUCGUCCCAGACAGCUUUUCACAUGCAAGUGCGGCCUGGAGGCCUGGUGGCCCUGUGUGAUGGAGAAGGAGGCACACUGUACCCGCAGGGCACACAUCUGCUUCUAGGUUUGGGCUCUAAUCCCCUGAGGGGCGAGGAGUGGUUCAUCCUGCAGCGCUGCCCAGCCUGGGUCAGUCUCAGGUCAAGGACUCGGAGGUUCAUCUCAGUCAUCUACGACGCCGAGGUGUGCGCUGCCUCUGAGCGCUUGACCUCCAUGUCCUUGUUCCAGUUUGAAUGUGACAGCAAGAGCCCCACCUUGCAGCUGCGUUCGGCCAAUGGCUACUACCUAGCCCAGAGGCGCCACAGGACAGUGAUGGCUGACGGGCACCCAAUGGAGUCGGACACCUUCUUCCGUGUGCACUGGAACUGUGGCAAGAUCCUCCUGCAGUCCUCCAAUGGGCGCUUCCUGGGCAUCGCAGCCAACGGUCUUCUGAUGGCCAAUGCCACCAUCCCAGGCCCAAACGAGGAACUGGCAUUCCGAUUUACCAACCGACCUUUCGUGGUGUUGCGAGGUCGAUACGGGUACGUGGGCUGCUCGGCAGAACACGACCUCCUGCAAUGCAAUCUGGACCAGCCCGACUGUAUCCACCUUCUCCCCUGUCGCCAGGGCAUCUACCACUUCCAGGCACAGGGUGGCUCCUUUUGGUCAAUAACAUCCUUUGGCACUUUUCGCCCCUGGGGAAAGUUUGCCCUCAACUUCUGCAUAGAGCUUCUGGGGAGCAACUUGCUCACCGUCCUGGCGCCCAACGGCUUCUACAUGCGAGCAGAUCGGAGCGGCACCCUACUGGCAGACAGCGAAGAUAUUACCAGAGAGUGUAUCUGGGAAUUUUAGGUCCAUGGAGUGUCACCUUCCAAAUUACAAAUCUUCCCAAAAUGACUACUGCCCUAAAUGGAAUGGGAACCCCGGAGUCAAGAACCAAGAGACUAUCUGUUAUACAACUUUUCCUACCCAGUAUAGCAAAACAUCUGUUUCAAGCAAAAAUAUAACGUAAUGGGCCACCCAAA
Molecule: messenger RNA, 1779 nt
Organism: Ochotona curzoniae (black-lipped pika)
Lineage: Eukaryota; Metazoa; Chordata; Mammalia; Lagomorpha; Ochotonidae
Gene: FSCN3
Product: fascin actin-bundling protein 3
Exons: 7
Coding region: 110-1606 (498 amino acids)
Biological process (GO): cell migration; establishment or maintenance of cell polarity; actin filament bundle assembly
Cellular component (GO): ruffle; lamellipodium; cell projection membrane
Molecular function (GO): actin filament binding; protein-macromolecule adaptor activity
Source: RefSeq, a predicted model, not a curated record